Molecule: messenger RNA, 1709 nt
Organism: Apodemus sylvaticus (European woodmouse)
Lineage: Eukaryota; Metazoa; Chordata; Mammalia; Rodentia; Muridae
Gene: Mrpl10
Product: mitochondrial ribosomal protein L10
Exons: 5
Coding region: 49-837 (262 amino acids)
Biological process (GO): translation
Cellular component (GO): mitochondrial large ribosomal subunit
Molecular function (GO): structural constituent of ribosome
Source: RefSeq, a predicted model, not a curated record
UUAGCUACUUCCGUCCCCUCGCGGGCCUUACGGGAACUUCCUGUAGCUAUGGCUGCGGCGGUGGUCGGGAUGCUUCGUGGAGGUCUCCCGCCCCGGGCGGCUUGGCUGCCCACCCUCCAGACUGUGCGCCAUGGCUCCAAGGCGGUGACGCGCCACUGGCGAGUCAUGCACUUCCAGCGGCAGAAGCUGAUGGCUGUGACUAAGUAUAUUCCUCCCAAACCUGCCAUCAACCCCAGAUGCCUCCCACCUCCUCCCAAGCCCCCCAAGGAGGAGUCAGGCCUCAUCCGGCUCCUGCGUCAAGAUAUAGUAGCAGCUUUUCGGGACAACCGAAUGAUAGCUGUGUGCCAGAACGUGGCCCUGAGUGCGGAGGACAAACUUCUCCUGAGGCACCAGCUAUGGAAACACAAGAUCUUCAUAAAAGUCUUCCCCAGCCAGGUCUUGAAGCCUUUUAUAGAAGAUUCCAAAUACCAAAACCUGCUACCCCUUUUUGUUGGACACAAUCUGCUGCUGGUCAGUGAAGAACCCAAGGUGAAGGAAAUGGUGCGGAUCUUAAAGAGCGUUCCCUUCCUGCCGCUGCUGGGUGGCUGCGUGGACAACACCAUCCUCAGCAGGCAGGGACUCCUAGACUACGCCAAGCUGCCCAGCCUGGACCGGCUGCAGGGGGAGCUGGUCGGAGGGCUUACUCACCUCACGGCGCAGACCUGCUCCCUGCUUCAGCACCAGCCUGUCCAGCUGACUUCCCUGUUGGAUCAGUAUGUGAAACAGCAACACGAGGGAGACCGUGCUGCGUCAGCUAAUGGGAAGCCACAUCCUCCUGACCCUGCUCCAGAUUCCUAGCCGGCAUGUUUCACCCAGCUCUGCCCAUAGACACACUCUGCCCCGUUGUCUGUCUGGUUGUCUGGCAGAGAUCUAAAAGAAUUUGGAGUGCGGGAGUGGCCUUGUGUGACUUGGCUCUCAUUCACAAUGACCUCCUUGGGGACAGGCCUCUUGAUGAUACAGAGAAAUUCCAUUCCAGAGUGAGGCUGCCCAUUGUCCUCGGUUUCACUGAUCACUGUCUUCAGUUGUUCCAACCAGGGACCCGAUAGGAACAUCUCCCUCAGUUGUCCCGGCACAAGACAGAGCGGAUGGGGACCGUCGUGCCCCUGCUCGCCCACUGUCCCAGCCCCCGCCUCAGUGCUUAUGCCAUGGCAGAGCAGUCAGGAAGCCUUGUGCAUGGCACCUGCUGAGGCUUGUGCCAAGCACUGUACCGGACACAGAUGCCAGCUCCUUUAGCCCUCACCAUUCAGGGAACAGCAGAGAAGUGUGAGUUCCAGAUAAGGUCUCAGAUUUGAUUCUCUGAGGCUUUAAUUCUCAAAAUAGAACUUCUUCAGAAAGUUACCCACGGGUGGGUCCUGGUGGGCUCAGAGGUUGCUGCCCCACCCUUCAGGUGUGCUGGGCUGUGGAAAGAAUAGGGAAGCCGCUUCGUGAUAAAAAUGCAAUACGUUUUAUUGACUUUUUUAAAAGAUUUAUUUCAUGUGUAAAACUGCCUACGGGACAGUGGCUCAGUGGUUAAGAGCACUGACUGCUCUUCCAGAGGUCCUGAGUUCAAAUCCCAGCAACCACAUGGUGGCUCCCAACCAUCUGUAAUGGUCUGAUACUCUCUUCUAGUGUGUCUGAAAACAGCUACAGUGUGCUCAUAUACAUAAAAUAAAUCUUUUUAAAAAACCUAA